Molecule: messenger RNA, 4414 nt
Organism: Mercenaria mercenaria
Lineage: Eukaryota; Metazoa; Mollusca; Bivalvia; Venerida; Veneridae
Exons: 12
Coding region: 269-1867 (532 amino acids)
Molecular function (GO): scavenger receptor activity
Source: RefSeq, a predicted model, not a curated record
UGCUCCUUCAGUUAAGAUGUCCUGUAAAUUUGAUAUUGUUUAAAUUCUAUGUAAUGUCAGUGAAAUUGAUAUGAUUGAAAGAGUCCUACUUUCCAUUCUGAUCACAGGAAUUAGAUGGACCUAAACCGUGUUCGGUGGUUGUCCAGAUACAGUACAUCCUGUAAUCAAGGGUUUUGGACCAGACUGUAAAUAUAGAUGUAACUGUAAGGACAAUGUACAGUGUGACGUUGUAACGGGCGAGUGUCCUGAUGGUUGUUUGUUCGGAUGGAUGGGACCAGGAUGCCAAUACCGGAAUCUUGUAACCGCAUCCAUUGGUACUGGACAGAAUUAUAGAACGCAAUACAAAGCCCACUGGGCAAACAAAGCAAUUGAUGGAGAUGUGAACACAUGCAGCAGUACAAACCUUUAUGGACGACCCGGUGACCCAUCACAACAAUCAUGGCGUCUUGAAUUAUCGACGGAGUUUUAUAUCGUUGGAUUAGUCAUCAAGAUUCGGGACUCAGAUAAAGCAAAUUUCCAAGGCUUUUCUGUAGAAAUAGGAAACACUACCAAUAACUAUGAGGUCUGCUAUCAACACAGAGUCGGUGCCGACAGAGAAAUUGUUAUGAAUGUAAAUUGUGUGAGACCAAUUAUUGGCAAGAUAGUGGAAAUCAAACUUAAAGAAAAUAUGCCACCGCCUUUAGUUCUGUGUGAAGUGGAACUAUUUGGAGGUCGCCUUGUUUCGUUCAAUAGGCAUACUUCAAUAGAAAGCGUUCUAAAUUAUAAUGGUAGAUGGAAUGCUUCGUAUGCCGUAGACGGAAGGCCAAUGCUGUCUCGCAAUGAAAAUCAGAAUGAUGAGUCGCAGAGAACUUGCAGUGCAACAAAGCUUUAUAAUCCGAGUGAAGCAAAGUGGUGGAAUGUACAUUUAGAUACAUUCUAUGACAUCCAAGGAAUCAGCUUCUUUGGUCGAUUAGAUUUUGGAACAAGUCAGUAUAAAUCGUACAAAAUACUGGUCAGUAGUUAUAGCUCUCAAACAAAUCUUAUAUUCACUGACAAUGGGUUUGGAGACAGACGACAAGAUUAUAACCCUAAAUCAAGAAACUUCACGAGACCCUUCCUUGGUAGCGCUGUACGAGUUGAAAGAUCUGGGGAUAUUCUGAUUUUAUGUGAAUUUGAAGUAUAUGCAGAAUGCCCCCUUGGCAGAUGUGGUUGGGAAUGUAAUGAAACCUGUAUGUGCAACAGUCAGACAACCGGGCAACACAAGAUUCGGGGCAUAUGUCCGUAUGGAUGUAGCGGAAGAUGGAGUGGCCAGAACGGAACGUGUAAUAUCGAAUGUUCUGAUACGACAUGGGGACCAUACUGUAAUCAAACAUGCGGUCAAUGCAAGAACAACGAUCUAUGCAGUGUAUCUAACGGCAAGUGUCCAGAUUCGUGUAAGCCUGGAUUUAUUCCUCCUUUAUGUAUACAUGAAUGUCCCGAAAACCAACGGGGACCGAAUUGUGAAUCAACAUGUGGACAUUGUUUAAACGCGACUUGCAGUAAAUACACAGGAAGCUGCCCUGGAGAAUGUCAGUCCGGAUGGAUUUCUCCGCAUUGUAUAUACGCAGCACAAUCAAACGAGCAACAGGGACCGUCAUUUACUGUUGGCCUUAUCAUCGGUUCCGUUGUUGCUGCUGUUGUGUUCAUUGCACUGACUCUCAUUAUUAGUGUUAUCAUCAUUCGGAAAAGGAGAUCGAUAAGAAUGACAGACCAAAAUGUCUCUUCAAAUCCAGAUUCUCGUAGUGGAGCUCGAAAUGAAAGCGAGUACAAUACAUUAGAUCAUAACCGCGUGGACGGAAACCAGGAGAUGUACUACUCCGAACUCAGAACUUAUGAAAGUGUUGUGUGAAUAAGUAGACGGAAGAUGAAUAUAUAAUCCAGAUGAAACAGUGUCCCGUGCAUAAUGAUAUCUAUUUUAUAUUAUGAUAAGUUUAAACAAUAUUUAUUUCAAUUUAUAUAUACAUACAUUCAUUACUAACAACAAUAUAUCAUCAUGUUUAAGUAGAAAGUCAAAAGACUUUAAAUCAUUAUCAUGUAAUAUAUUUUUGGACAGAAUGAGUGCAACAAACAAGAAAAUAGGUAGGGAACGAAAAGUAAGAGUGGAAGUAGAAGUAUAUUCUGAUGGUCAUAUUUUUGUCAGAGACGCAGGCUUUUUAAGAUAAUUUUGUUGCCAGUGAGGUUUUUACUAUGUCAUGUCAGAUAGUUUAUAUUUGUUCAAACUGUUCAGUGUUAGAUUUGUAUUCAUGCACACAUUUGAAUAUUUUGACAGUUGUGUCAUCGCUUAGACCGGGAUACCAGAAGAGCAAUGUUGAUAGAGUAACUGUUGUGUUUUGCUAAGCUGGCGUAUGAGAAAAAAAUGAUAGUUCAGGAAUACAUGACAUGAAUCUUCAAUUUUAAUGUAUCCUCAAUAAGAUGUUUUGAAAUAGAUGUUCCUUGAAAAUAGCACAGCUGGUUCUGAGUCGUGAAUGAGAGAUUUUAGACUUUCGAGUGUCAUGAUAAUGGUAUGAAGGUACUUCAGUGUUGUGAGAAUUGAGAUCACUCUUAAAUAUUUCAAGACUGCCUGUGUUUUUCUCUCUAUAGGUAGCUGAUUUCACUUGUUGAUGGUAGAGGGAAGGAAUGCGUUAAAUAAAACUGAGUGUUACAAUGUUUAUUUCUAGUACUUGGGUAAUUUCUGAAACUAUUGAAGUUGACAUAUGCAGUAUUCUGAGGGACUAAAGUUGGAAAACAGAGAGAACAUGGUAUUUACCAUUAAAUGGUGUUUACGUUUUCCAGCUUAGAGAGUUUCAAGAUCAGUCUCUUCAUAAAGGUUUGAGAAAGAAAUUGUUUGAAAGAACUUCCUACCUAGUAUAAAUGUAUAUCAAUAUUUUCAUAAUUAUUACUGAAAACUUUUAUCGUUAACGGAAUCUCGUAAACAUUAUCAUAUCCGUAUCUUUAAUCACCAUCUUUUUCAUCAGUUAAAUCAUUUAACGUUUACAUCCUCAUCCUCAUCAUCAUUACCAUUUUUUUUAAAUGGUAAUUUUAUUGAUAUAAUUGACUUAUUAUUUGUAUUUAUUUUUACGUAAUUUUGAAUGCAUUUUGAUGCAGAAAUAAACAUGUACGAUUAAUCUGUGUAUGUUCGUUAGCCAUUUUUUGUAUUUCAUUAUAUAAUGACUAUAAUUACUUUAAAUUGUUAUAUUUAUUAUAUUGUUAUUAUUUUUCGUCGUCUCACACUCACACUCAUAUUUGAAAUUAUAAGGAAGGCAUCAAUAAAUUAUAUUUCAUCAAUAUUUAAAAUAUAUCAUUUGUUUAAAUAUUGUUAUGGAAAUUGUUAAGGUAGUUCUGCACGUUCGAAUCGAAUAUUUCCUAAAAUGUGGAAUUUGAUUAAACUCUGAACUCAAAAUUUCAUAAUACACUAAAAAUUUCAGCAAAUAAAAAGGAUAUGGUCGUAAGCUUGAUUUUUCGCUAGACUGAUUUGAAAACUUUGGACCUCACGCAACUUUUCAUAAUGGAAGUCUAUCGGAAAAUCAUACCUUUCAUAACAUUUUCGUAAAUUGAAAUUUUUCUACAAUGUAGAUUUGAAUGAAAUUUCUCACAGUUGUAAAUAAACACGUGUUUUAUAAUGUGGUGAAAUAAAAUCUAUAGGAUCCCGUGCUUAUUUUUGAAAUAUUUUACCAUGAUUAAAGUGAACAGCACACAUUUCACAUUAUUUUGAAUCACUUAAAGUGUCAAAUGCUGUAAUAUCAUACUUAUAACUUUAGAAAAAAAGUAAUAUUACCGAUGAAAUACACUUAGUCACAGGUUGCCAUUAAUUCAUAAAAUGAUUUUCAUUUCGGUACGUCGAAUCCAACCUUGACGUUAGGCCAUCACUUCCGGUUAAUCAAUCGUGCAGAUCUACCUUAAAUAACUGUGUUAAUAAUUUUUCGAUCUUUUUGCCAUAUUUUUGUUGCUAUAUCAGACUAUCGGAGUUUGUAUAUUAUUUCAUCAGUUAUGUUUGUUUUGUAACAUAAAAAUAACAGAAAUCUUUAUAGUGUGUCAUCUUUCAUGAUCUAACAUAUCACAUCUAUUUCCUCGACACUUUAACCACUGGCUGCAACUAGUUGGAAUAACCUGGCAUGCGGGUUAAUCAGAAAUGGAAUUUUACCAAAAUAUCUAUGACACUUUAUACCAUUUAAGGACUAUGCUAUUUUGAAAUAUAUUAAUUAGGUGGAUUGGGUACAUGGUAUUAUUUCUGCGGAAUUUCAAGAUCUGAUUUCUAGAAAAAAUAAAUAAAUUGAUAUUUCAUAAGUUUAAUAUAUUUUCAAACACAUGUAUUGGAUUAGCAGAGAACUGUACGGUAACGGAUAAUUUCACAAUACAUUGCUUUUUACAGUGGAAGCAAAAGUUACUAUGCAUGUAAAUAACAGAAACAAACACUACA